CAAAUGCCCGGCCCACCCACCUGAGUGAGGUUGGUUCCCUCCGGUGUGUGUCCCGUCUGUCUGUCUGUCUGUCUGUCUGUCUGUCUGUCUGUCUGUCUGUCUGUCUGUUUGCUGUCGCGCCUACUACUACUAUAGUGGUUCGGGUGGUUCCUCACGCGUUUCUUUCUUCCUCUCCCUUCUCUUCUUUGGUUAGAUCUUCGUUUCCGUCGCCUGGAUAGUUUGGUUGUCUCAUAUCCUCCGUUCUUCAAUGUCUGUUGUUCCCUUAGGCUGCAUGUCGCUAGUGCUUGGUUUCGCAUAAGACUUUCUUCUCCUCUUCGUCAUCGCCGUCGUUCCGCGUCGCUGGUAAUCAUUUGUCUCGUGGUGCUGGGGCAACUUGACCUUACCUCCAGGUAAAAAGGCCAAUCUUUCGAAAUGGCUCCCAAUGUGGAAUCCCCCAGCAUCUUCGAUGACGCUACCCGGAGUCCAUCCAAGCCCUCGGGUCUUCGAGCAUUCUUGUCCCCAAAAUCUCACAAACGGAACUCCUCUGCGGAUGAUGCCUUCCCCUCCAAGACGGUUCAUCGCAGCCAGCCGUCCGACGGCUCUAGUACAUCCCCGGGAGAUGGAGCCGAUGCAUCGCUCACCCAACAACCACUCACAGAAAUUGCCCCGAACCGGGACUCCGCAGACAGUGGCUCGGGCCAGAGAUCGCCGGGGAAGCAAGGGAAGAACACACUGCACAAAAAGACAAAGAGUGCGGUCUCUCUAAAGUCCCUCAAGAGCUAUAUGGAACGCAAAGACUCCAAACCAGAGGAGGCUCCAGACGUCGACGCGGAAAACCUAAGGCCGAAGAAGGCGAAAUCGGCCAACAGCUUAUCGGCGAUCUUGAGGAGAUCACAGCGCGGGAACAAGACGGAGGAUUCAAAGAACGCGAAGGACAAGGAGAAUCGAAGCCCGUCGGAUCUAGUCAACGGCAUGCCCUCCCCCCCCUGGGAUCAGUUUGCGCCUCCCCCGAACUUCAACCAUGCCGGACCUUCUCCGUCUCAGAACAUGCGUAGAACAAUGCAAGAGGAAACAUCUCCAUGUACACCCAGAGCAUACGGACCGACACACCAGCGUAGUUUCUGGGACUACGAUCAACAACCAUCUCUCACCCCCCGCACAUUACGAGCCGAACCAAAGCCGCGUCCAAAAUCAGACUAUCUUGCUGGAAGCCGCAGAGUGAAGGAAGUCCUAGCCCCCUUACACAUUAUGUCCUCAGACAAGACGGUCGCGGCUGACGCGCCAGUGGCUUCUUCAAACAAGCUGUUUGGAAGACCUCGAGCAUUAUCACGCCCAGAAAAAGGCGAGAAGGCUGAUGGGGCGCGAGAGCAAAGCGCCAAGGUCUCCCGCGUCCAGGCCGCUAUUUCCGCGCUGAAUGCUAAGGAACAGGAGGCCGAACUGCGGAAACGUCUUAAUCCCAAGGAACUUGACUCCGAAUUCGAGAAACUACUAGAUGCGCGAAACAUCCCCCACAACAUGAGAGACAAGAUGCGAUCACUUGAUACCAAUAUCAAGGCUGAUUUCAUCUUGAAAGAUCGAACCGAGAACACGACGCCACACAGUGCCAGCGGCAAUGGGAACGAUAGUACCGGCCGUCGCGGACGCAGGAAAGAACCCAAGGAAGAGCGACAGAACUACGAUAGCAAAGGGUCACGAUCUCGAUCUCGGAGUCGUGGAUUCACCUUUUCUAAGGGUAGUUCGUCACCCAAGAAGCGCCCGGACAGCGGCAGCUUCUAUCGACGCCCCAAAUCCGUUGACUACUCCUUGCCCACGGGCUUCUCUAAAAUUCUCACACCUAACGCUUCUACCACUUCGCUAUCCGCGACGGCACGCGACACAGCAACCGACCCUUCAGACUUUGUCCACUAUUUGAGGGAAAUUCAGAAGCCUGAAAUGGUGGAGAUCGGAAAAGUGCACAAGCUUCGAAUCUUAUUGCGGAAUGAAACUGUCAGCUGGGUUGACACAUUUAUCGCAGAUGGUGGUAUGGACGAGAUAGUCCAGUUACUUUAUCGCAUCAUGAAAGUUGAAUGGAGAGAGGAACAUGAGGACAACUUGCUUCACGAGACUCUGCUAUGUCUCAAGGCUCUUUGCACUACCUCUGUCGCUCUCGAGCAUCUCUCCCAGAUUGAAGGAGAAGUGUUUCCAGCUUUGCUCAAGAUGCUGUUUGGGGAGGAUAAGAAAGGACCCAGUGAAUUUACCACCCGUGGCAUCAUCAUCAACUUGAUCUUCACCCAGCUUUCAGCCGUCUCUUCGGAUGAGAUGGCAGCGAACCGUGCCUUGCAGAUUCUAUCAUACAUGCGCGACCCUUCGCCGCCCGAAGAAAACCAGCCGCUGACGUUCAUCGCGAACAUUUACCAGUCACGUCCUUACCGGGUUUGGUGUAAGGAAGUGACUAAUGUGACUAAAGAGGUUUUCUGGAUUUUCCUACAUCAUUUGAAUGUGAUUCCGACCCCGAAGGAUGAAACACCUUCUUCAGCAACAUACCGAGAGCGUCAUUUCCCAGUCCCUCGGCCUCCGGUGCCUGCUGCUCCGUAUGUUGGCGGCGUCGAGUGGGAUGCUACCAAUUACUUGGCAGCUCACCUGGACCUUUUGAAUGGAAUCGUGGCAUGUUUGCCAACUAGAGAAGAGCGCAACAGCUUGCGUGCUGAGCUGCGGGCUUCUGGAUUUGAAAAGGUCAUGGGCGGUACACUGAGAACCUGUAAGGAGAAGUUCUAUUCCUCCGUGCACGACUGCCUGCGUACAUGGGUUGCCGCGGCUAUCGACGAUGAGUGGCCACACCUGGCUGUUCGCGAAGGCCCUCCUCGCCCGGAGAUUCGGUCGCCUUCCAAGUCCCCUGUCAAGGCAGCAGCAGGUGGGAGUCCUAAGAAGGGCCUGCUGGACGAACAGCCGCCCAAGCUUGAACUGGCGCUGGACGUUUCUGUCAGUGCCGGAGCACCCCAGAGUAAUGACAUCGGCAACUGGUUGUAGAAGGUACCAUGAUCCGAUUGUUGUUCGGAGGCCCACUCUGACCAGUCACGGCACCUUUACUCAGACACCUCAACCCUAACACGGCCUAUUCAUGCAAUGCUUGCCGGAAGGUUCUGCAUUGCUUUGGUUUGAUUAUCUUUCUUGUCCCAUUUUUGUGUCUGACGAUUUCGGAGUAUGUGGUAUUGGAAGGCGUUGGCAUUUUCGACGGUGUUUAUGGGUGCAUUUGCCCGUUCCAUGACGGCUACGGCGAAAUGAAUUGACGACGGCAACAGGGCCACAGACCUGACUGGGAAAUCAUUUUACAUUCUUUUUAUUAUUGUUGUUUUAUGCCGGCAUAGUCAGGCAGAUCAUUCGCUUCCACCUGUUUGGACCAACGCGCUCUAGCUUAGCACCUGUUUUCCGCGACCAACAGUCUAGUACUUGGUCUUCUUGGAUGUCUUUAUUC
This is a messenger RNA of Aspergillus homomorphus CBS 101889, 3430 nucleotides long. RefSeq lists its product as uncharacterized. The transcript has 4 exons. The coding region runs from base 412 to 2985 and encodes 857 amino acids. Lineage: Eukaryota; Fungi; Ascomycota; Eurotiomycetes; Eurotiales; Aspergillaceae. The record is from RefSeq and is a predicted model, not a curated record. Gene Ontology annotation, biological process: actin cytoskeleton organization. Gene Ontology annotation, molecular function: actin binding; small GTPase binding.